AUGGUCCUAAACGACUCGCAGAAAGAGCAGCCCUCCAGCGGCGGGGUGGAGAACAUGGCAGAGAGCAUUCUUGCUCCACUGGAAGACUCCCCACCAGCAGCACUAUUCCAUCGGUCGCUACUCCAACGACCCUACAUGGUCGAUUCAGCCAAAGGCAUCUAUCUCAAUCUAUCAGACGGACGAGUCGUGAUGGACGCCUGCGGUGGUGCAGCGGUAGCAUGCAUCGGGCACGGCAACGAGGAAGUGAUGGCCGCGGUGCAGCGCCAGAUGAGCACCGGCGUGAGCUACCUCCACUCCCUGACAUACACGACAGACGCCGCGGAGAAGCUGGCGAGUCAUCUGAUCGACGGACCACAUGGCGGCCGGCGGUUUGGCCUCGACCGUGCGUAUUUCGUCGGCAGCGGCAGCGAGGCCAUGGACGCGGCCCUGAAGCUCGCGAGACAAUAUUUCUUCGAGCUGGGCCGGCUCGACAGGACUAACUUCGUCGCCCGUAAACAGGGCUAUCAUGGUACGACUAUCGGGGCCAUGAAUAUAAGUAGCAAUUUGCCUAGAAAGGUGCAGUAUACCUGCUUCCAGUCCAAUAAUUGCAGCUGGGUGAGCCCCGCGUACCAGUAUCAGUAUUCGAGGUGGCAGGACGGAGAGACCGAGGAUCAGUUUGCCGAGAGGCUUGUCGAGGAGUUGGAUCAGCAUUUUCAGAAACUCGGUCCGGAGAGUAUUGUUGCCUUUGUCGCUGAGCCGGUUGUCGGAGCCACCAGUGCAUGCACUCCUGCUCCGAGGGGAUAUUUCAAGGGGGUCAGGAAAGUGUGUGAUAAGUAUUCUAUCCUCUUGAUUCUGGAUGAAGUCAUGAGUGGCAUGGGUCGAACAGGGACCUACUUUGCCUUUGAACAGGAAGACAUUGUUCCCGAUAUCAUGACCAUCGGUAAGGGCCUGGGAGGCGGCUAUUCCCCCAUCGCGGGUGUGCUGGCUCACAAGAAGGUCAUCGACGUCUUGAAGAAGGGCACGAGCAGUUUCAACCACGGACACACCUACCAAGCGCACCCCGUGGCAUGUGCGUCGACUCUCGCUGUUCAAAGGAUAUUAAGCCGAGAUGGCCUCAUUGAGAAUUGCGCCCGAAUGGGCGUGAUCCUGCACCGCCUUCUCGUUGAGACAUUCGCGUCAACCAAGUAUGUGGGUGACAUCCGAGGCAAAGGUCUGUUCUGGAGUCUAGAAUUCGUCCAAGACAAAGCUACGAGAAAGUCAUUCUCACCAACCGUGCGCUUUGGAGCCAGGUUCCAAACGACAGCCUUUGAGUUAGGUGUAGCAGUUUAUCCUGGAGCCGGCACUGUGGAUGGCACCAACGGCGAUCAUGCGAUUGUAUCACCCCCAUAUAAUGUCACCGAGGAAGAGUUGAAGAAAAUUACAGGCAUUCUUAAGCACGCUUAUGAUACGCUGGAAAAGGAGAUGGAUGGCCAAGACAACACUCCUAAACCCACCCCAUCUUGGUGA
Molecule: messenger RNA, 1485 nt
Organism: Exophiala aquamarina CBS 119918
Lineage: Eukaryota; Fungi; Ascomycota; Eurotiomycetes; Chaetothyriales; Herpotrichiellaceae
Exons: 1
Coding region: 1-1485 (494 amino acids)
Cellular component (GO): cytosol
Molecular function (GO): pyridoxal phosphate binding; transaminase activity
Source: RefSeq, a predicted model, not a curated record